Anisakis simplex (herring worm) is the source of this 251-nucleotide messenger RNA. Lineage: Eukaryota; Metazoa; Nematoda; Chromadorea; Rhabditida; Anisakidae. The record is from the annotation of a GenBank genome assembly.
AGAAGAUUCCAGUGACACGUUCGGCGUCAUCACUUCACGAUGAGACAAUGGAAAUAGCAGGUGCACCGGCCACUGUGCAGGAGCGUUUGUUGAAAUUGGAAGCGGAGAAUGAACACUUGAAGUCGGCAUCUGCAGAGAGUGAGAAGAUUCAAAUGAUGAAAGAUGAAAUCGACAAUCUAAAGGCGCAAAUCGCAGAGACUGAAACCGAGGCACGUCUGGCGAAUCUGCAGAACGUUGAGCUGGAAGCGAAG